Molecule: messenger RNA, 367 nt
Organism: Blepharisma stoltei
Lineage: Eukaryota; Ciliophora; Heterotrichea; Heterotrichida; Blepharismidae
Source: the annotation of a GenBank genome assembly
AUGGCAUCUCCACUGAAUCUCCACAGAGACGGAAGAGUAUCUGAAGAAGUAAAAACUUCGCAUGAAGAAAGCGAAGCCAUUGCAGGAGAUACAAUUAGGCUUAUAAUCGCAUUACCAGAUGGUAGAAGAAUUGAAGAUGAUGUAAUUUUAAAUUUAGUUCAAAGGCGGCGUUAAUGUUGAAUGGGUAAUAUAUAAAAUUUCAAGUCAGACUGAUUAUCAAUUCGAAGCAAUUGUAAAAAUUAUUUAGGAACUGUUUUUUGAAGGGCGCAAACUCUUAGGCCCACUGUCACUUUCAGACUAUCCUCAAAUACAGAGUGGGGCGGUGCUGACUGCAAGAGUAGCUCAGGAGGAGCAAAAAAAUAACUAA